Molecule: messenger RNA, 2027 nt
Organism: Misgurnus anguillicaudatus (oriental weatherfish)
Lineage: Eukaryota; Metazoa; Chordata; Actinopteri; Cypriniformes; Cobitidae
Source: RefSeq, a predicted model, not a curated record
CUUAAUUUAAAGACAUUAUCAGAAGGUUUCAUCUCCUAACCUAUUGAGGACGCACAGAGACGUCAGGUCUCCUUGUUAAAUUUUCUAAGAUGGUGGCUCUGAACCUGAAGCAGCCGUACUGCAUCUACAUAUUUGCGUAUCUAUGGCUGGUGACUCUUUCUGUAAUAAAUGCAAAGGCUAUGUUACAACCCAAGCCCGAUGAGAUUGGGACUCUGAAUGAAGAAACUGUAAGAGCACCCAGAGACGUGUCAACAGAGCAAAAGGAAAUAGCAGCCCUAGGAAGACCUCUCUUUCCUGGUAUGCUGUACGACUUGCGCAGAGAUUCCUUCAUUUCAGGUGUUACUUUGUGGGACAAGAAAUCACUGGAGGAAAACUUGCAGAGCCAUCCACGGGCCAAUACAUUUACGAAGUUUAGUAGCUCUGACACUGUCUCUAGAAAGUCCAGUCUCCUGGAUGUAAGUGCUUCCCUAAAGACCAGUUUCUUGGGGGGGCUGGUGGAGGUGGGAGGAUCUGCCAAGUACCUGCGUGACACCAAAUCCUCAAACCAACAGUCCAGAGUUACAAUGUAUUACAGCGAAACCACAAGACAUGAACAGCUAACUAUGAACCAUCUGGGCAAGAUCACCUACCCUGAGGUGUUUGACCAGAAAUCAGCAACUCAUGUGGUCGUGGCUGUGCUGUAUGGAGCUCAGGCAUUCAUGGUGUUUGAUCAGACAUUUUCAGAAUAUGAAGACCAGCAGAAGACUGAGGCAGAUCUGAAUGCCGCUGUCAACAAUAUCCCUAAAUUUUCGGCUGAGGGAAGCACAAGCUUGAAAAUGAACAUUUUUGAAAGGAUAAGGGCUAGGAAGAUCUCCUGCACAUUUUAUGGUGACUUCCGCCUUAAUAAGAACCCCACCACAUACAUGGAGGCCCUGGAAGUGUACAAAGAGCUCCCCACUUUGCUGAAAAAUCAUCCAGAGAAUGCAGUUCCAAUAAAAGUUUGGCUGUAUCCUCUUCAUCUUUUGAAUGCAACAGCAGCUCGGUUAGAGAAAGAAGUCAGUACAAGUGUGGCUUUUUCAAUUGAAGAUAUAAUGGAGCGGAUGAGAGAGGCAGAAAGGACAUACAAUGACCUGUCAGAAAACACACUAGUAAACAGUUUCACAGACAUUAAAGAGAGGCUACGCUCAUUUCAUGACUCGUUUAGGAUUUACAAGGAAAUGCUACUGAAAGCGGUCGGCAGGGUCUUGCCAGCUAUUCGAGGAGGAGAGAUGGAGGAGAAGUCUCUGGAAGACAUCCUGAAGAUCCACAGGAGCUCCCCAUUUGAUUUUGACAUGCUUAACCAGUGGUUAACUGAUGCAAAGUCUGAACUUCAAAUCUUGAGUUCUGUUACCAAGUCAAUGGAAGGGAUUCCAAUUGUAGAAUCAGCCAGACUAAACAGCGUCCUUAGUAAUUCUAAUUAUCUUGGAGUGUUGUGCUAUACCUUCACGUCUUUGAAGUAUGAAGACCCAUAUCUUUCAGCAUUGAAGGAGUUCCUGAAUACUGACAGGUUUAAAGAGCCAUAUGGGGAACAAAACACGGUUUCUGUGGCAUCUGUCAAAAAGUGGUUUCAGGAUGAGAAUAAUAUCGAAACAAUGAAUUUUAACGCCAAUGCCUUAAAAACUCUGGCAAAGCCGUUUCAGACAAAAAAUGUCCAUGCGAUUAUUUCUGCAAUCCCUGAUCCCGCCAUUUCAGGCUCCACCAUCUAUAUGUAUGUACAUGGAAAACUAGAAGAAAAAGAGGUGCAAAAACCAUUCAGAAUGAUAUAUGAUGCUCAAAAAGCUUACUAUGGGCGGAAAUAAACCAUACAUAAAUAUGAACGGAGUUAGAUACACUGCUAAAACUAAGCACAGAUUCAUUAACCUGGCAACUAUUAUAUUGUCUUUUUUAAUAUAAAUGCACCUCUAUGUCCUCAGUAAAUGGAGGCGUUGCCGAGUCAUUUAAAAAAAUAAUGUCUGAAUGCAAUCAAAUCAAUCAAAUAUGAACUCAGAAUAAAAUGCUGUAUCAAAGAU